CUCCCUUUAUCGCAUUAACAUCGCACCCACCAUCGGUCCUCUGCCAUGCCAUUUCUUCCCCUCCCUGCCUGACCUCACCUAGGUAAUUUCAUUUCUCCUCACUCCCUCAGUUUUCUCCAUUGAUAUCUAAGGAUUCCUCAAAACGACGAUUUAGAGCGCCACCUGGAUUUGAUUGUUCAUAUUCCCCAUAUGUUGGGCUGAUCGAUUCAGGGAUUUUUGCGCGACCUUGGUGGUGUGUUGAUUACCUGAGUAGAUAUCCAGGUUAUUAUUUAUUUUCGUAUAUUGUUUUUAUUCCGCUGCUUCCGCGUUAGUCCAUCUUUGUUUCGUACUUGCGGUUUACUCCAAUCCUCGGUUACCGUUGUAUCAAAGCAAUGUAGCUUCCUCCUGUCGAUGAUCCAUUGGAUUAUCAAUUACUUGUUAUUUCUCGAAUGUAAAACUUCUUAUAUAAAUAUUUCCUUCACUAUUGAAGAACUUGUGCAAGCUUGGUGAAAAUAUUCCUUAAUUGUUUACCUAGGAUCUAUAUGGUGCCAUAAAGGUGAGAUCUUGCUUUCACACUUGUUUUUCUAGACGCAUUUCAUGGAUUUCAUAUCUCGUAUUGUGCUGAAUCAUUUACUCUUUCAAUUUCCAUAUGGGAACUUUCUGUCUCUAAGGUCAAUCUACUCUUGACAGACACUCAAAGCAGAGCGUUGUUUCCUAAUGUCUACUGUUAGCAAUUCAUCGAAUAUUUUCUGGCAUGAAUAUCCUGUCAGUAAAGUAGAUCGGCAGAAGCUGCUUAAUCAACAAGGAUGUAUUGUAUGGAUCACUGGUCUGAGUGGAUCAGCUUCUCUUUUCAGUUUUGGCUUAUGGAUAGAAGCAGCAUAUCGCAUCCUUGGAAGAGUACAUUGGCCUGUUCACUGGGUAGACAAUUACACUCCAGAGGAAAACUGUCUUAUGUCCUUGAUGGAGACAACCUAAGGCAUGGCCUAAACAAGAAUUUAGGUUUUUCACCAGAAGAUCGAGCUGAAAAUAUUCGAAGGGUUGGGGAAGUUGCAAAACUCUUUGCUGAUUCUGGGUUAAUCUGCAUUGCUAGCUUGAUAUCUCCUUAUCGUAAAGACCGUGAUGGUUGUCGUGAAUUGUUGCCAGAGAAUUUCAUUGAGGUUUUCCUAAACAUGCCUUUGGAGUUGUGUGAGAGAAGAGAUCCCAAAGGACUUUACAAGCUUGCACGAGCAGGGAAGAUCAAAGGAUUUACAGGAAUAGAUGAUCCUUAUGAGCCUCCUCUGAAGUGCGAGAUUGAGAUAGAACUGGAAGGAAAGGGUGGCCAUUGCCCCACACCAAAUGAGAUGGCUGGGCAGGUGGUGUCGUACUUGGAAGACAGGGGAUAUCUUGAAGCUCCGUCAGCCAGCUCCCAGAGGUAGAGGUGGUGUACAAGCAAGCAAGCAGUAUAUACAACAAGAAGAAGCCUUUCUACGAGGCAAUAAUAGUAAUAUUAAUAAUAAUAAUAAUAGUCUUUGGAUAAUUAUGAUAUAAAGGGAUUUAGAUUUGAUUGAUGCAAGCAAGACAGGCGAGAGUCGGCAGCCAGUCUGCUGUGUGCGUGCAAGGUUGUGAAUGCAAAUGCUAGUUUAGUUUAGUUUAGGCGGCCACAUUGGACAGGAUGGAUGUUAGAUAGAUAGAUAGAUAGAUGCCUAUGCAGGCUAUGAAUGGAUCCUUGUGAAAUACUACUACUCCUACUCCUACUCCUACCCGUAACAAUGGAUGUUUUGGGACAUUACUUGCUUCUCCAAUCCAAGGAAAUCAAGCACCAUUUCUUUUUUUA
Andrographis paniculata is the source of this 1792-nucleotide messenger RNA. RefSeq names its product adenylyl-sulfate kinase 3. Lineage: Eukaryota; Viridiplantae; Streptophyta; Magnoliopsida; Lamiales; Acanthaceae. Bases 786 to 1394 code for a protein of 202 amino acids. The record is from RefSeq and is a predicted model, not a curated record. Gene Ontology annotation, molecular function: adenylylsulfate kinase activity; ATP binding. Gene Ontology annotation, biological process: sulfate assimilation. The transcript is spliced from 7 exons.